Molecule: messenger RNA, 1233 nt
Organism: Talaromyces rugulosus
Lineage: Eukaryota; Fungi; Ascomycota; Eurotiomycetes; Eurotiales; Trichocomaceae
Exons: 4
Coding region: 1-1233 (410 amino acids)
Biological process (GO): protein refolding; response to heat
Cellular component (GO): cytoplasm; nucleus; cytosol
Molecular function (GO): ATP binding; Hsp70 protein binding
Source: RefSeq, a predicted model, not a curated record
AUGGUCAAGGAUACCAAGUUUUACGAUGUUUUGGGGGUGGACCCUAGUGCCUCUGAGGCCCAACUGAAGACCGCGUACAAGAAGGGUGCCCUGAAAUACCAUCCCGACAAGAACGCUUCCAACCCGGAGGCGGCCGAGACAUUCAAAGAGCUCUCCCAUGCCUACGAAAUCCUUUCCGACCCCCAGAAGCGUCAGGUCUACGAUCAAUAUGGUGAAGAAGGCCUCGAGGGCGGUGCCGGCGGUGCCGGAAUGAACGCUGAGGAUCUCUUUGCCCAGUUCUUCGGCGGCGGCGGUGCGUUUGGCGGUAUGUUUGGCGGCGGCAUGCGUGAGCAGGGCCCCAAGAAAGCCAGGACGAUUCACCACGUCCACAAAGUCAGUCUCGAGGAUAUCUACCGAGGAAAGGUGUCCAAGCUGGCUCUGCAAAAAUCAGUCAUUUGCCCUGGCUGUGAUGGCCGCGGCGGCAAGGAGGGUGCAGUCCGGCAAUGUACAGGCUGUAACGGUUCGGGUAUGAAGACUAUGAUGCGCCAAAUGGGCCCGAUGAUCCAGCGCUUCCAGACCGUGUGCCCCGACUGCCAGGGUGAAGGUGAGAUCAUGCGCGAAAAGGACCGCUGCAAGAAGUGUAGUGGCAAGAAGACUAUUGUCGAGCGCAAGGUGCUCCACGUUCACGUUGACAAGGGUGUCAAGAACGGCCACAAGAUCGAAUUCCGAGGCGAGGGUGAUCAAAUGCCCAAUGUACUGCCUGGAGACGUCGUGUUCGAGAUUGAGCAAAAGCCUCACCCUCGAUUCCAGCGCAAGGAAGAUGACCUCUUCUACCAUGCCGAAAUCGAUCUACUCACGGCUUUGGGUGGCGGUACGAUCAACAUUGAGCACCUCGACGACAGAUGGCUUUCCGUAAAAAUUGCACCAGGCGAGCCCAUCACACCUGGCGCAAUUAAGAUGAUCAGGGGCCAGGGUAUGCCGUCGCUCCGACACCACGACUUUGGCAACUUGUACAUCCAAUUUGACGUCAAGUUCCCGCAAUCGUCGGAUUUGCAAAACCUCGAGCUUCUUGAAAAAGUCCUCCCCCCUCGCCCACAACAACCACAGCCUCCUCAAGAUUCGAUGGUUGAGGACUUUGACGUGGAAGAAGUCGACCCAAGCCAGAGCGCCCGGGCUCAGGGAGCCGCCUAUGAUGACGAGGACGAGGACGGAGUGCCUCCAGGUGCCGAACGAGUGCAGUGCGCGUCUCAGUAA